Molecule: messenger RNA, 2579 nt
Organism: Eublepharis macularius
Lineage: Eukaryota; Metazoa; Chordata; Lepidosauria; Squamata; Eublepharidae
Gene: ELP2
Product: elongator acetyltransferase complex subunit 2
Exons: 22
Coding region: 1-2496 (831 amino acids)
Biological process (GO): tRNA wobble uridine modification
Cellular component (GO): elongator holoenzyme complex
Molecular function (GO): protein binding
Source: RefSeq, a predicted model, not a curated record
AUGGCGGCGCCCUUAGAGGUGUGCCAUGUCGCCUGCUGCGCCAACCGGGCCGGCCCUGGGGUGGUGGCCUGGGGGAGAGGCGGUUUGGUGGCCUUCGGUUCGUGCCGCUCCGUUAUCCUCUACGAUCCGCAGAAAAGAAAAGUAGUUGGGACCUUGAAUGGUCACUCGGAAAGAGUAAAUUGUGUUCAAUGGAUUUACAAGAACGAUGGCUCUCAGGAGACAGAAUUGAUUUCUGGAGGAUCUGACAAAUGUCUUAUUCUUUGGGAAACAAGAAGUGGCGAGCUUGUGAACUUCGUUCGCCUUGAAGGACACACGGAAGCAGUUUGUGCUAUAGAUGCUGUUUCCUUGGCAAAUGAGGCUUCUGCGGAAUUGAAUCUUCUCAUAGCUUCUGCAGGUUCUGAUUCUACGGUCAGAAUCUGGUCAAGGCAUGGAACGGAAGUUAAAUGCCUCCAGGCCCUGCAGUUUGGAAAUGGAUUUGUUAUGGAUGUUUCUUUGUCCUUUCUGCCGGGCAGCACUGUGCCAAUAUUGGCUUGUGGUGGUGACGACUGCAGAAUUCAUUUGUACGUGCAGCAGGAGGGGCAGUUUCAGAACCAGUUGCUACUUCGUGGGCAUGAAGACUGGAUAAGAGGGGUCGAGUGGGCAGCUUGUGAUGGAGAUCUCUUCUUGGCCAGCUGUGCUCAGGAUUGCCUGAUAAGAAUUUGGAAGAUUCAUGCAUCUUCGCUGCCGCUUCUGGAAACUGGAGAUGAAGAUGUUAUUAGGUUGAAGGAGAACAUUUUCACUGUGAAAGAUAACAAAGGUUCGGACACAUCCUUUGCUGUGACAUUGGACUCGGUGUUAGCUGGACAUGAAAACUGGGUCUGUGCGGUUCAUUGGCAGCCUUCAUUUUUCAGAGAUGGCAGGAGGGAACAACCAAUGAGAUUGCUUUCUGCUUCAGUGGACAAAACCAUAAUCCUGUGGGCUCCAGAUGAGGAAUCUGGGGUGUGGUUAGAACAGGUCCGAGUAGGAGAAGUGGGAGGAAACACGCUUGGGUUUUUUGACUGUUGCUUCAGCCCAGAUGGCAUGAUGAUCCUCGCGCAUGCUUUUCACGGAGCUCUGCAUCUUUGGAAACAGACUUCAGCAAAUAAGCGAGAGUGGACUCCAGAAGUAGUGAUUUCAGGACAUUUCAAUAGUGUGCAAGAUGUGAACUGGGACCCAGAGGGAGAAUUUAUCAUCACUGUUGGUUCUGAUCAAACAACGAGAAUCUUUGCUCCGUGGAAAAGAGAGAACCAAGCAGAGGUAACGUGGCAUGAAGUGGCAAGGCCUCAGGUGCAUGGGUAUGACAUGCAGUGUUUAGCAAUGACUGGGCCAUUUCAGUUUGUAUCCGGAGCAGAAGAGAAAGUGCUGCGAGUGUUUACUGCCCCUAGGAAUUUCGUGGAAAACUUCAGCAGCAUUUCUGGUGUCUCUCUGGAAAAGUUGUAUUCUGGUCGAAUGAAUAAUCUCCCAGAAGGCGCUACUGUACCGGCUUUGGGCUUGUCAAAUAAAGCUGUCUUUCAAGAGGAUACAGCCAUUCAGACAACGGGUGAGGAUGAAAAAAUUAAUAGUUCCAGCCAGUAUCACGAGAAUUACUUUCAACCAUGUAGCCUUACAGAACCUCCCACGGAAGAUCAUCUCUUGCAAAACACGCUAUGGCCUGAAACCCAAAAGCUAUAUGGGCAUGGCUAUGAAGUUUUCUGUGUUGCUUGCAACAGUGCCAAAACAGUAAUUGCCUCUGCAUGUAAGGCUUCUAAAAAAGAACACGCAGCCAUCAUUUUGUGGAGUGCCAUGACCUGGAAGCAGCUGCAGAGCUUACCUUUUCACAACCUGACGGUGACACAGAUGGCCUUUUCCCCUGAUGACAAAUUCUUGUUGGCAGUGUCGAGAGACAGGAAAUGGUCUCUUUGGAAAUGCAAAGACAGCAGUCCGUCAGAACCGGAAACGGCUUUCGGCCUCUUUGCUUACACAGACCAAAACAUGGCAGCGCACAGCCGCAUCAUUUGGUCUUGCGACUGGACCCCUGACAGCAAAUAUUUCAUUACAGGAAGCAGAGACAAAAAGGUUGUCAUCUGGGGCAAAUGUUGUUCAGCAGAGGAGAAUAAAGGCGAUGCCCCAGCUGCUGUCAGGCUUUGCUCCUCAGUCCUGGAGGUUGGCGACUCCGUCACUGCCGUGAGCGCCAGCCCUGUGCUCACUUUGGACGGGAGCUACGUCAUUGCAGUGGGAACAGAAGGUGGGGCUAUCCACUUGUACAAAUGGAAGCCAAAUGGCGAGAGGUUGACGUGCUCCGAUUGGACAAAGUGUGCCGAGACUGACAGCAGCCAAAGCCACACUCUUGUCGUCAAGCGGCUGAGUUGGAGGAAGCAUGUCGGCAGAGCUGGCCACGACACCCCUGAGAGCAACAAGUGGCUUCAGCUGGCAAGCUGCGGGGCUGACCACGCGGUGAAGAUCUUCAAUAUUAAUAGACACACAGUCUUUGAACAGUGAACUGUGAUCAGGCCAGCCCUCCGGCUUGUUUUAUCUGUAAAUACAUUUUUGAUUGCUUUAUAUAUUUUUCUGACCGAUAUCUA